AUGAUCUACAGUGAGACCCUCCCCCUCCCUCUCUCCCCCUCUCACCCCUUCUCUCCCUCUCUCUCACCCCCUCUCUCAUCCCCUCUAUCCCCCCUCUCACCCCUUCUCUCCCUCUCUCUCACCCCCUCUCUCAUCCCCUCUAUCCCCCCUCUCACCCCUUCUCUCCCUCUCUCUCACCCCCUCUCUCAUCCCCUCUCUCCCCCCUCUCACCCCUUCUCUCCCUCUCUCUCACCCCCUCUCUCAUCCCCUCUCUCCCCCUCUCACCACCCUUCUCUCCCUCUCUCUCACCCCCUCUCUCAUCCCCUCUAUCCCCCCUCUCACCCCCCUCUCUCCCCCCCCCCGCCCCCGACCUCAUUGUGCGUCAGACAGAGCACAGAGUGCAGCCCUCUCCCUGCUCUGCUCCAGCACUUUGAGGAGGCCCAGCACUUUGAGGAGGCCCAGCACUUUGAGGAGGCCCAGCACUUUGAGGAGGCACAGCACUUUGAGGAGGCCCAGCACUUUGAGGAGGCCCAGCACUUUGAGGAGGCCCAGCACUUUGAGGAGGCACAGCACUUUGAGGAGGCACAGCAGUUUCCCAGUUUAAUGGAACAUCCCUGA
Molecule: messenger RNA, 597 nt
Organism: Knipowitschia caucasica
Lineage: Eukaryota; Metazoa; Chordata; Actinopteri; Gobiiformes; Gobiidae
Source: the annotation of a GenBank genome assembly